AUGAUCGCUACCGAGCUCCAAGCCGUGGCCAAUAGCCGUAGGGGGGACCACUUCGAUGCCCUCCAGUUUGUGCACCACGCCCCGAAACCCCGAAACGCCGACUUGAGCGCCGCCGCGCCGUUCUUGCCGCUGUGCAUGCGCUGCUUAGCUCAUAAACUUCAAGCGUCCCCUCCCCCGGUCUACAGUUCUUUGCUCCACGGGUAUUGA
This is a messenger RNA of Aphanomyces astaci, 207 nucleotides long. RefSeq lists its product as hypothetical. Lineage: Eukaryota; Oomycota; Saprolegniomycetes; Saprolegniales; Verrucalvaceae. Bases 1 to 207 code for a protein of 68 amino acids. The transcript has a single exon. The record is from RefSeq and is a predicted model, not a curated record.